GUGCGGCAUGUGUUGAUGAUAAAUUGUGGUGCCUCCAUUGACGUGGUAGAUGUUCUACAACCAGAGGACUGUGUUCGUUUCUAUAUUUGUGACAGCCACAGACCAGUAGACGUACACAAUGUGUUCAAUGCAGUUCAAGUCAAGCUUCUCAUGAAGGAGGAUGAUUUUGAUGACAACCCAAUUCCAGAAUAUGACACAGUCUUCAGGGAAGAACAGUCAGAUGAUGACUCUGGCAAUGACAGCGACGACUCAGAGAGGUCAGGAAAAAGACGAAGAUUUGACGACGCUUCCAUUGAGAAACGCAGAGAAAGGCGACUGUGGGAAGAAAACAGAACCAAGAUUUUAUUUGAAUACACGCAAUUUUCAACUUUUGGAACAUCUGCAGCUUUUAUCAUGUUUGAGUUGGCAUGGAAGAUGUCUAAAGACACUAAUGACCUGUUAUGGUUAGCAAUUCUGGGUGUGACAGACCAAUUUCUUCACUAUAGAACAACCAGGGACAAGUAUAUAAAUGACAUCAUCACAUUACAGGCUCACGUUUCUAGACAUAACCACAGAGGAGAAGAGGAUGACAAUUUGAUAUCUGUGAACUGUCUGAAGAUCUCUUACGAGGAUGAGUUGUUACUCACCCUCUACAGACACUGGUCAUUGUUUGAGAGUAUCUGUCAUUCUGUGGGCACAGCAUGCAAAUUCAAAAUCUGGACCCUCAAGGGACAGAAAAGACUGCAUGAGUAUCUGGCAGAGAUGGGGUUACCUUUGACACAAUGUAAACAAAAGUUCAAUGCCAUGGAUUCCACUCUGAAGAAAAACAUAAAAGCCAUGAUACAAGAAAACAUGGAAAAAUACGGGUUAGUUGCAGAUGAUGUUGUCAUUCCCUCAUAUAAUGCCCAGUACGGAUUUAAAAACAAACUGUGUGCAGCAGAUGUAACUCUGGCCUGCUCUGCUACACUGGAGUCCAUUGAAAAAGGCAACAGUCCUACAGACAAUUUUCUGAAAGCCCUGGAUGUUUUGAAUAGGUCUAACGUAGAGUCCUUAGAGAAGGCAAUAGACCUGGCCAGGAAACAGCUGCAGGCAGUGGUGGCUCAGGUCCAGACCUUCCUAGACAUUCACCAGGUUAUCUCAGCAGGCCCAUUCCUCUAUACAUUCAUCCAGGAAGGUACCCAGGAUGUGAAGUUCUUUUCCAAACCAAACUGCCUGGUGAGACUAGCGAGAUUUACACUGGAAGCCUACUGU
Molecule: messenger RNA, 1230 nt
Organism: Saccostrea cuccullata (small rock oyster)
Lineage: Eukaryota; Metazoa; Mollusca; Bivalvia; Ostreida; Ostreidae
Product: cell division control protein 45 homolog
Exons: 12
Biological process (GO): DNA replication initiation; mitotic DNA replication preinitiation complex assembly; double-strand break repair via break-induced replication
Cellular component (GO): DNA replication preinitiation complex
Molecular function (GO): single-stranded DNA binding; DNA replication origin binding; chromatin binding
Source: RefSeq, a predicted model, not a curated record